Messenger RNA from Danaus chrysippus (African queen), 1395 nucleotides. NCBI's taxonomy places the organism in Eukaryota, Metazoa, Arthropoda, Insecta, Lepidoptera, Nymphalidae. The record is from the annotation of a GenBank genome assembly.
AUGGAUAAUGAAUUAAGAGAUAUAUCCACCAGCCUAAAACUUCAACUGGGUUAUGGGAUUGGGCACAUUUUAAACGAUGUUUGUGCCAGUUUGUGGUUUACUUAUUUUUUAGUGUUUUUUCAUCUUGUACUUGAAUUUACGGCUUCACAGGCCGGUCAGUUAAUGUUAAUAGGACAAAUUGUUGACGCUUUGUCUACACCAUUUGUUGGUUACCAUUCUGAUCAUACUAACAAUUUUUUAUCUGCUAAAUAUGGUAGAAGAAAACUUUGGCAUUUAUUUGGUACACUAUGUGUGAUUUCAUCAUUUCCAUUCAUUUUUACUGAAUGUAUUGGUUGCGCUAUGGCUCACAAAUGGGCACAGAUGUUCUAUUUUGCUGCAUUCAUCAUAAUUUUUCAAAUUGGUUGGGCCGCUGUACAAAUAUCACAUCUUAGCCUAAUUCCUGAACUUGCAGAAGAUCCCUAUGUUAGAACUCAUCUAACAGCAAUAAGAUAUGGGUUCACAGUGUUCUCAAAUAUAUUUGUAUAUAUUAUAACAUGGUUAAUAUUACAUUUAACUGGGAAGUGUGAUAAAGAGCAAGUUGGACCAGCGGAUGCAUGGAAGUUCAGAGAAGUAAUGCUAAUUGUGCUGGCAGUUGGUUUAUUGGCAUCCAUCAUAUUUCAUCUUGCUGUUACAGAGAAGCAACCUAGAAGCCAGUUAUAUGCAGAUGAUGAUAGCUCCACUUUCCAUUGUGAUAUACUCCGAAAGAUUUUAUUGUACCAUGUUGCAUUAAUUUACAUGAGUACAAGAUUGGUGGUCAAUAUAUCCCAAGUUCUCAUACCACUAUACCUUCAUCAGACUCUUGGACUGGCGGCUCGAGCCUUGGCCGUAGUUCCUCUAGCUUCGUAUUUAGGAAGCCUAGCAGCGGCUGGCCUACAAAGACUAAGUCCUAGGUCGUUCACCCAUAAAUUUAGCUAUACAUUGGGUUCAGCAUCUGCAUUGAGUGGCUUUGUGUGGGUUUACUUUGGUUCCGAUUAUGAUUAUAAAGUGAUGUUUAUAUACAUUGUGGCCGUAUUAAUAGGUUUUGGUGGUGCUCAAAUGUUAGUCACGAGUUUGUCGCUAACAGCUGACCUUGUUGGUGAUAGCACUCAUGCAUCAGCAUUUGUGUAUGGGCUUAUGAGUUUUACUGAUAAAUUGUCCUGCGGUGCAGCCAUAGCUAUAAUACAAAUGUAUGCAGACGGUGCUGAAUCGUCGUACUAUCGUGAUGCGUUGUCGUGGGUCUGCGGCUGUGCGACUGUCUUAGGACUAUGCUUGACUCUCGCAUUACCUUCAACCACACAUAACUCAUUAGUUACUAUUAGCAAUCCAACCGUAAAUGAUGACGAGGAACGAAUUGUUACACCGAUACCGACUUUAUGA